Adineta ricciae is the source of this 945-nucleotide messenger RNA. The record is from the annotation of a GenBank genome assembly. NCBI's taxonomy places the organism in Eukaryota, Metazoa, Rotifera, Eurotatoria, Adinetida, Adinetidae.
AUGUCUAUAAAAUUGUAUUUGGGAUUUAAUAAAUUAGGAUAUGAAGGAUCGAAGUACUUAACGAAUUGUCUUGGAAAUAAUCGAACAAUAAAAUUAAUGAAUUUAGAAAAUAAUCAAAUCAGUGAUCGAGGAAUCGAAUAUUUUCAUGAUUUUCUUCAAUUAAAUCAAACAUUGACAACACUUGAUCUUUCUCUUAAUGAUAUUGGAGUUAAAGGAGCAAAAUCUCUUUCAAAUAUACUUUUCCAAAACAAAACAAUAACAACAUUAAAUCUAAAUUUUAAUCAUAUCGGUGUCCAAGGAAUUCAAUCAAUUGCAAUGUCUCUCAGCAAAAAUCAAACACUUUUAACAUUACAAUUGAAACAUAAUCAAAUAUUCGAUCAAGGUACAUUUUUCAUUGCCGAUGCUUUAAUGAAAAAUCAUACACUCACUGUACUUCAUCUCGAAGAAAAUUCUAUUGGAAUCGAAGGUGCACAAUAUUUAGCAAAUGCUUUAAAACAAAAUCAAACAUUAAUUGAACUUCAUCUUGGAAUGAAUUCAAUUGAAUUUCAAGGAGUAAAAUACUUUGUUAAAGCUCUUUUAAUCAAUCAAACAUUGAAAGAAUUAUAUUUCGAAAAGAAUAACAUUGGUUUGAAAGGAAUUCAAGCAUUUACAGAACUUUUACGAAAGAAUCAAACAUUAAGUACACUUGAUUUGUCUAAUAAUGGAAUAACUGAUCGAGGAAUUGAAUGUUUGAUUUCUAUGCUUGCAGAAAAUCAAGCAUUAACAACACUAAAUCUUCGAUCAAACUACAUUACUGUUCAUGGAGCAAUGCAUUUUUUUCAAAAUUUACGAGAUAAUUAUGUUUUGAAUACAAUUGAUCUUUCUGAUAAUCGAAUCGUUACCGAUGGCCAUGAACAUUUUUUAAGUGUUUACGAAAAUAUUCGAAAUCUUAAUGUUAUAUUUUAA